CUGCAUACAAGAAAAGAAGGAAAACUGUUCUUCAAACACCCAUUUCAUCAAUUUUCGCAGCCAUACAGAAGACUAGGAAAGAUAAAAGCGUCUCACAUAACGGCCCUGCCAUUGCAGGCGCUUCCACAGGAACGGAAGCUCAUCUUCUCAGUACAGCGGCACAUUGAUUGUGAUCAGGGAAAGAGGUGGAGAUGGGGGGUUAAUGAGGGACGGCAGUUCUUUGGGAAUGUCAACCGUGAUCAACAUCAAACAGCUUCAACGUAAGUGAUUGUAUAUCUAUAUCUCUUUUUCUUGUUUUGGGAAGAUGAGUUGAUGUCACCGCCAAAUUUUGGUCUCGACUGUGAAGUUUUUUAAUGUGAAACUUUUGAUUGCAUGCGGUUUUAACAAGUAAGAAUGGGGAUGGAUGAGUGAGUGCUUUGCCCGGCACUUCUCACUCUUGUUUUCUCCUGGUUUUUUGGUUUCUAGUCAUGUUUUGACCGCAUGUACUCUUAUUCCUAUGUAUUAUAUACCACAGAGGUGACAAAGGAGACGUCUUUUCUUCCUAGCUUAAAUGACACCCAAAAAUACAGUAGGGAGGUAGCC
Linum tenue is the source of this 582-nucleotide messenger RNA. Lineage: Eukaryota; Viridiplantae; Streptophyta; Magnoliopsida; Malpighiales; Linaceae. The record is from the annotation of a GenBank genome assembly.